Molecule: messenger RNA, 1535 nt
Organism: Cuscuta epithymum
Lineage: Eukaryota; Viridiplantae; Streptophyta; Magnoliopsida; Solanales; Convolvulaceae
Source: the annotation of a GenBank genome assembly
AAAAUUUUUCCGAGCUGUGGUCGGAAGGACGACGGGUGGUGAAGGAGAAAAGGAGAAAAGUGGAAUUUUUUCUUAGAUUCAGCAAUAACUCCUAAUUCACACGUAAACUCCCUCGCUUGCUGAAAAGCUGAAGUACUUCAAACCAGAGCUAGAGCUUCAAUUUCAUUGUCGCUCAAAUCCAAUCCUAUGGCGUCACCCAAUCAUAUCGACGAUGAGGACGACUUUGGCGGGGAUUUCUCUGGAACUCGACGCUCAGGGACUAAGAGAAGCUUUGGAGAGCUGGAUGACGAAAAAGAGGACAUUUUUGGUUCCAAGAAGGGAAACAUAAAACUGGAUGAAACUGCACCUGGUGCUGCAACGGGGACAAUUUUGUCCCUGCGUGAGAGUCUUAAGAACUGUGAAGAAACCCUUGCAACUUGUCAGUCAGAACUUGAAGCUGCCAAGUCUGAAAUACAGAAGUGGCAUUCUUCCUUUCAGAAGGAACCUUUCAUAUCUCCUGGAACAACCCCUGAACCUGAAGUUGUAAUCAACUAUUUUCAAAAUUUAAGGUCAUCUGAGGAGUUGUUACAGGAACAGCUGGAAAAAGCAAAGAAAAAAGAAGCUGCAUUUUUAGUCAAUAUUGCGAAAAGAGAUCAAGAAAUAGCAGAGUUGAAGUCUUGUGUUCGUGAUCUCAGAGUACAACUGAAACCGCCGUCCAUGCAGGCAAGGAAAUUAUUGUUAGAUCCAGCUAUUCAUGAAGAGUUCACACGAUUAAAGAAUUUGGUAGAGGAGAAGGAUAAAAAGGUCAAAGAGUUGCAGGACAAUAUUGCUGAAGUGAAUUUUACCCCACAAAGCAAGAAUGGGAAGAUGUUAAUGGCUAAGUGUAAGACUCUCAUGGAGGAAAAUGAGGAGAUUGGUAAACAAGCUAAUGAAGGAAAGAUACAUGACAUGGCAAUGAAAUUGGCUUUGCAGAAAUCACAGAAUGCUGAGCUUAAAGGUCAUUUGGAAGGGUUGUGCAAACAAAUAGAGGGACUGACUAAUGAUGUUGAAAUAUCAAAUGAAAUGGUAUAUCUUUUGCAAGAGAAGCUGGAAGAGAGGGAUAUGGAUAUCAGACGGUUGAAGAAAGAGCUAGAGCAAAGACAUAUCGAGGAAGAGCCACUCGAUAAAACCAUCACGGAGGAAGAUAAGCGCUCUUCUGAUGAUAAGUGUGCCACCAUUGAAGUGUUAAGUUAACUACUGGCUGUCCUACUCGAGUUCACUCUUAGAUAUACUACGUAUUUAGUUUGUUUUAUAUAACUAUUUUAGGCUAACUGAAGUCUUGCAUGUGUAUACUGUAAAGACUCGAUGUGCUUUCAUUGGGUUGGAAAUAAUGUGCAUUUGAGAAAGGAAUUAUAGUUAGUCUAUUUAUAUUAGGAAUAUAUUUACAUCAUUGAGAAUCUAUAUUUAUUUGGGGAUUUUACAGUAAUAUUACUAAAUGGAAACUCAUGGACAAAUAUAGGACUCAUUUUAAAAAUUUCCAAAAAAGAGAUCUAUAUAGCUUUUAUACCCUUCUCUAG